Molecule: messenger RNA, 363 nt
Organism: Moneuplotes crassus
Lineage: Eukaryota; Ciliophora; Spirotrichea; Euplotida; Euplotidae
Source: the annotation of a GenBank genome assembly
AAAAAUGGUCAAGGAUAGCUUGCUCAAGAGAAGAACCAGCAAAGACGCAGUAAAAUUAUACCAAACCGGAGUUUUCUCUGGCUACAGAAGAUCAAGACUCAACCAGGACCCAAACCAGGCCUUGAUUCAUAUUGAGGGAUGCCAAGACUUGAAGGGAGCCAGAUUCUACCUCGGAAAGAAGGUAGUACUCCUUCGUAAAGCUGAAACUGAGAAAAAUGGAAGUAGAUAUAGAGCUGCUUGGGGAAAAGUUAUCAGCACUCAUGGAAAGAGCGGAGUUGUUAGAGCUAAAUUUAAGAGAAAUCUACCAGGAGAAGCUAUUGGUGAGAAAGUCAGAGUUUUAUUGCACUAAUUUCAGAUAGAUUU